GAGCGCGCAGCCUGUAGCCGCGGUGCCGGCGGGCUGAGCUCUGCGAUCCCGGCCGGGGCGAGGCUGGCGGGCGGGUCGCGCGCCGCGGGAGCGAGCCUGAGUCUGGCCGCCCGCGGGGCUGCGGAGACAGUCGCCGGGCACUGAGGUUCCUAAGAAGGCUGCAGAGAGGACCCACUUGACUGCGGUGAUGGAGCGGGGCCCAGCGGUUUGCUGCCAGGACCCCCGCACAGAGUUGGUGGAGCGAGUGGCAGCCAUUGAUGUGGCCCACUUGGAGGAGGCUGAUGGUGGCCCAGAGCCUUCCAGGAAUGGUGUGGACCCUCUGCCACGGGCCAGAGCUGCCUCCGUGAUCCCUGGUGGGGUUUCAGGACCCACCCUAGUGCGGCCCAGCCUCUCAGCUAGGAAGUUCUCCUUGCAGGAGCGGCCAGCAGGAAGCUGCCUGGAGGCCCAGGCUGGGCCUUAUGCCACAGGGCCUGCCAGCCACAUCUCCCCACGGGCUUGGCGGAGGCCCACCAUCGAGUCCCACCGCGUGGCUAUCUCUGACGCAGAGGACUGUGUGCAGCUGAACCAGUACAAGCUGCAGAGUGAGAUUGGCAAGGGUGCCUACGGCGUGGUGAGGCUGGCCUACAAUGAAAGUGAAGACCGGCACUAUGCAAUGAAAGUUCUUUCCAAAAAGAAGUUACUAAAGCAAUACGGCUUUCCACGUCGCCCUCCCCCAAGAGGGCCCCAGGCUACCCAGGGAGGACCAGCCAAGCAGCUGCUGCCCCUGGAGCGGGUGUACCAGGAGAUCGCCAUCCUGAAGAAGCUGGACCAUGUGAAUGUGGUCAAGCUGAUUGAGGUCCUGGAUGACCCAGCUGAGGACAAUCUCUAUUUGGUGUUUGACCUCCUGAGAAAGGGGCCGGUAAUGGAAGUGCCCUGCGACAAGCCCUUUUCGGAGGAGCAAGCUCGCCUCUACCUGAGGGACAUCAUUCUGGGCCUUGAGUACUUACACUUCCAGAAGAUCAUCCACAGGGACAUCAAGCCAUCCAACCUGCUCCUGGGGGAUGACGGGCAUGUGAAGAUUGCCGACUUUGGCGUCAGCAACCAGUUUGAGGGGAAUGAUGCUCGGCUGUCCAGCACAGCAGGGACCCCAGCGUUCAUGGCCCCGGAGGCCAUUUCUGAUUCCGGCCAGAGUUUCAGCGGGAAGGCAUUGGAUGUGUGGGCCACUGGGGUCACGUUGUACUGCUUUGUCUAUGGACAGUGCCCGUUCAUAGACGAUUACAUCCUGGCCCUGCACAGGAAGAUCAAGAAUGAGGAUGUGGUGUUUCCCAAGGAGCCAAAGGUCAGCAAGGAGCUCAAGGACCUCAUCCUGAAGAUGCUCGACAAGAAUCCUGAAAUGAGAAUUGGGGUGCCGGAUAUCAAGUUGCAUCCUUGGGUGACCAAGAAUGGGGAGGAGCCCCUUCCCUCAGAGGAGGAGCACUGUAGUGUGGUGGAGGUGACUGAGGAGGAGGUGAAGAACUCAGUGAAGCUCAUCCCCAGCUGGACCACGGUGAUCCUGGUUAAGUCCAUGCUGAGAAAGCGUUCCUUUGGGAACCCAUUUGAGCCCCAGGUGCGGAGGGACGAGCGGUCCCUGUCUACUCCGGGAAACUUCCUGCCGAAAGAUGGGUGUGGCGAAUUGGGCAAGAGCCCAGAGCUCCCCGGCGUCCGAGAAGACGAGGCUGCAUCCUGAGCGCCUGCAUGCACCCAGGGCCGCCCAGCAGCACGCCCAUCCUGCACCUCCAAAGGCCCACUGCCCCCGUGCCGACAGUCGCCCCUGCAGGCAGGGGGCUGGGAACUGGGCCCCCUCCCUGCCCCCGGGCCCCUGUCGUGCUGCAUGACUUCUGUGCGCGUGUCCAGGGACAGGAGUGGAAUGUGUGUCCUCUGGGUUUGGGGACAGCGCUCCCACAAGGCCUUUCUCCUCAUCCUCGCUCUCCCUUCCAGGACCCAUCCUGUGGGGAAGAGAGGUACCUGUGGUGCCUUAGAGACCCCAUCGAGCUAGCAAGGCCCAGGGGCAGGAGGCAGGACACCAGGAUGGCAGGUAGUGGCCUGGCUUACCACCACUGCAGAGACCUCCCACGGGGGGCUGGGCAGGCCUGGCUCUGCUGCCGCACGCACAAGGCAGAGUGUUCCCUGCCCACCCCAGGCAGGUGCUGCCAGAGCUCUUUUCUACUAAGAACACUAACAUGGAGGCUCUGCCCUUGAUGGGUAAUUCAGGGCCUCACCGAGGCAGGGGCUAGUAUUGGGGAAUUCAGAUUCCUUUUUUGUUGUCUUUUACUUUUGUUUUUAACUCGGGAGGGGGGUUGCACAGCCCUGCUUGGGAACAUCUGAUGAGCUCUCCUACGGCUUUGGGUAGUUCCCAGCACAGCCCAGCAACAUUUGACAGCCAAGAGAACUGGACUAACCUUUUAGGAUUGCGUUUCACACUUGGCAUUGUCUGGAGGAUGGACUAAACUAAAGCUCUGAGCAGAAGCCUGAACCAGGGGCAUUAUACCUUCCCUGCCCACCUCACUCCCUCCCUUCAUGGCUUCCCAGAACCUGCAGAAGAGGCACAAGGGGCCAACAUUGACUAAGGGCCCUGGACUCACAGGGCGGUGGCCUCGCAGACACUGAAGUAGCAGGAAUCCCGGAAUCUACACUGGCCUAUCCGUCUGGCCCCAGAAGCUGCCCUCACAUUCCUACGAUGAAGGACAAGCUGCCCAGGUUAGAGGCAGUGCUAGAAAUGGGACCCUCGUGGGAUGCACACAUUGGCAGGUGGCCACGGAGAGGUGGGCCUUCCACCACUGCCUCACCCUCAGGACAGUCGCCAUUCAGCCUGCUUGGAGCUGGAGUGCUGGGGCAGACUUAUUCUUCCUCUGCCUCUGGGACCCGGCUGGCUGGCGUGGUGUUUACUGACCGAGUGCUCGAGAUUGAGCCCCUAGAGGAAAAUAAAGCAGGACUCAGAUACCUCCCCUGAAAACAUGGGCCAAACAAGGAUUUCAGUCACCUGCGUGGGUUCAUAUUGCAGGAGGACUUGUACUGGGAAGGGAAGCUGGGCUGGAGGAGUGCCCACCUCCCACACAUCUCUGUGCCUGUGGGUGUACAUUUGCGCCUGCACGCACACACAUGUGCGUGCCCAUCUGCUGCACACAGCACACUUGCAUGUCUUGCACUGGCACGUGCAUCUGUAAUAUAGUUUCUUUGUCUAUUUAAGGCUAUGAGCAGAAUGUGGCCCAUUAUUAAUGGGUCUACAUUUUUCCCUGGCUCCUCUGCACUAAAGCAUUAUAAGCCAGGGCUUAAAAAAUAAUUCGGUACUGUUUUUAAGAACACUUUUAUAGAGUUCAUGGGAGGCUAAUCAUAGAUCUGCAAGUUUUUCUUGAGCAUCCCUGCACUGGGGUCUGGAGGGUAGGGGUUUCAGGGGGCUACAUCUAUUGGACCUGCCCUAGCAGAGCUCAAAAGGUGGGUCUGGUUUCAUUUCUCCUUUCAGAGUGAAGAUGGGGUGCUUACCCCAUCAUUGAGGGUUUUGGUUGGCACCAUUAAUUUCUAAUGUAGCACAAGUGAUGAACAAACUCCACAGGAGUGUUUUAGAAAUUAACUUCCUGGAAGUGAGUUCAAAAUAAUAAAAGCCCUUUCUUGAGUUAAAA
Messenger RNA from Manis javanica (Malayan pangolin), 3635 nucleotides. RefSeq names its product calcium/calmodulin dependent protein kinase kinase 1 (gene CAMKK1). Gene Ontology annotation, biological process: CAMKK-AMPK signaling cascade; protein phosphorylation. The record is from RefSeq and is a predicted model, not a curated record. Lineage: Eukaryota; Metazoa; Chordata; Mammalia; Pholidota; Manidae. Gene Ontology annotation, molecular function: protein serine/threonine kinase activity; ATP binding.